This is a messenger RNA of Somion occarium, 2259 nucleotides long. The record is from the annotation of a GenBank genome assembly. NCBI's taxonomy places the organism in Eukaryota, Fungi, Basidiomycota, Agaricomycetes, Polyporales, Cerrenaceae.
AGUUCUUGUACUUGUUCAUCGCUUCAUAUUGUCAUGGAGAUCACCAGAAUCUCAAACAAUAGUGGAUGCGAAAAACAAGGGCUCCUUCUACAGGAUUCUCUUGGGCGAUUCUGAGUCUUCUAGCGUUAUUAGGUUCGGUCCAGAAACUGGUUGAACUCUCAACGCACCCCACUUGCCAUGGAUCUAUCUUGUGACCUCUCUUGUUGGUCCGUCCGCUGCGUUCACGUUCGACUUCGAAAGUAAGGGCUGUAGUGUUACCUUGACGUUGCGUCAGUUGAAUUCACGGGGCUUACACGAAACCUGUGACUGGCUAGUUCACACUAACCUAUUAUCUUGAAGCGUCUGUGCUUUCUACAGAUGCUUGAUAGGGACUGCUUCGUGCCCUGUGCUAGCAGGAUAUCUUGUGGCAGUUUCGAGACCCACUUACCUCCGCUUUCAACGCAGGUGAAAUUCCCAUGGCUCAAAGUAUUCAAGUCUCUCUUUUCGCUAUGACCGGUCGAUUUUUCACUCGCCUUGUAUCUCUUUGUGGCCGCUUGCCCCUCCAUGAGAACCGAAUAUCAUAAUUAUUUCUCUCUGAAUACCCGUCUCGCCGUCAGACGUCGAAAGCCAAGCAGGAAAACUAUCCGUAGCACAAAGGCUCGCUGCAUGCGAACUGUCGGACUAUGGACCAUGUCUUUCAGACGAUCUCAAGGUAGACUUUGUAACCUCAACGUCGCGCGGUCCCGAUUUCUUUAGAGAGAAACCUACCAUGCGAAAGUCUCGAGGCCAUUUGAAUACUCUCCGAAGGCAGAUCAGUGCAUAAUGGACUUUUCCACCGUCGAAACUCAUCUUCAAACCUUCCACGGUUCGACAGGUACCACAAGUUGCAGGUACGGAUGCCAUGGAGAUGGAUGACCCGAGAAACGAAUACCAGGAGUUCCUCUCCGCAAUCGAAGACAAUGCCAGUGGUGGUUCCUUUACCAAUGCUCUAAUUCACCUACAAUAUAAGUACCGGGUUGAGAUAUUGCUGGACUUCUCAUUAGUGUCGCCCACGCGCGUGUACACGAGCACAUCUGCAGACGCUAUGAGCCGCAAGAUCCUCAUCACAGGGGCGACUGGGAAGCAAGGCCGCGCUCUCAUAUCAUCUCUCCACGAUUCAGAUUUCCAACUUCUUGCGCUAACGCGCAACCCAUCUAGUCCCUCAGCCGAUUCUCUGAAGGCUCAUCCGCAUGUGGAGUUGAUCCAAGGAGACUUGGAUAAACCAGAAACAAUCAGGAAGGUAUUUGAAGAUGCCGGCGGAAAGGCAAGUAUCUGGGGUGUGUUUGCUGUACUGGCCUUUCCUGGAAUGAGAGUAAAUCCGAGCGGGGAGGAGAGACAAGGAAUUCUGUUGGCAGAACUAGCUCUUGAAUACCAAGUCGGACACUUUGUGUACUCCUCAGUUGAUCGGAGCGCCAACUCGGAUGAUGAAGGGCUCAUUCUCGAUCGUGGGGUCAAAGUGAAUAUCGAAAAACAUGUGAAGUCCUUGGGCGAGAAAGGUCUCAAUUGGACAAUCCUGAGGCCAGCAGCGUGCUUCAUGGAGAACUUCGACGGCUUUGCUGGGAGGAUUACCUACACUCUACUUCGAUGUGUACUAAAACCGGAUGUGAAAGUUCAGUUGAUGGCAACAAAUGACAUUGGCUGUCUAGCAGCAGAGGUGUUUAAAAAUCCUCAAGCAGCCACGCAUAAAGUCCUCGUCGUGACAAGCGACAUCCUGACUCCAUCUGAAAUGGAUGCGGCACACAUUCGUGCAACAGGCCAGCAUAUGCCGUGCAUACCGGACUUUCUAGGUCGAUUAUUGUUGGCCAUUGGCAGUUCAUUGAAGGAACCGAUGCAAGACAUGGAGCGUAUGCACCAAAGGCGCCUCGAAGACCCUAAUGGUUACGAUGCCCAUCUCGCGGAAGCAAAAGCACUCUUGCCAGAUAUGACUUCGUUCGAAGAAUGGAUGAAGCAGCGAACGAAUGCGAAUUCAAGUUCUUCUCUGAGUAUGUGGAUUUGGAAACUACUGACGGGGAGGCCUCCAUCGGAAAGCGAAAUGGUACGUUGAAAUGGGUAAGGCCUUGAAUGCAGCACUGGUAAGAAAUUCUAAGAAUACGGAUUACGCUAGGUAUCCUUUUGUGACCCUUUUUUACCACUUUCUGUCGCGUUUUUAGUACACUCGGAUUUGUAUUCGAUUUGUAUGGCUGAACGAUGUAUGAUAUUUAAUUUGGAUAUUCAGUAUGUAGUCAGGCCCAAUUAGUGCUC